AUGCAGGGAGACUUUGCGGGCGACUUUGACGGCGCCGGAGACGGGCUGUCGCUCUUCUUCUUCUUCGACGGAGCUGGAGUAGGAGAGUCCGACGACGACGACGGGGAGGUCGCCGGUGACUUCCCCUUCUUUCCCCCGGAGGUGGAGUUCGACGAUUUCGACGGUGACGGAGCCUUGGCCGGUGAUUUCUUCGGCGAGGCGCCCUUGGACGGAGCCUUGGCCGUCUUCUUGGGAAACUCCCGCCGCACCAUCCACUUGCUCGACACCGCGAUGGCGCGACCCUCCCGGCGGCGUCGGAGCUGGCUCCCUCGCUGGCGACGCUGA
This is a messenger RNA of Linum trigynum, 324 nucleotides long. The record is from the annotation of a GenBank genome assembly. Lineage: Eukaryota; Viridiplantae; Streptophyta; Magnoliopsida; Malpighiales; Linaceae.